Messenger RNA from Drosophila ficusphila, 3882 nucleotides. RefSeq names its product hamartin (gene Tsc1). NCBI's taxonomy places the organism in Eukaryota, Metazoa, Arthropoda, Insecta, Diptera, Drosophilidae. Gene Ontology annotation, cellular component: TSC1-TSC2 complex. The record is from RefSeq and is a predicted model, not a curated record. Gene Ontology annotation, biological process: negative regulation of TOR signaling; regulation of cell cycle; negative regulation of cell population proliferation. Bases 267 to 3587 code for a protein of 1106 amino acids. The transcript is spliced from 7 exons.
CGAUAACAGCGCAAGAGAAAUAUCACACAAAAAAAAUAACCUUUUUCGUUUUCAAGACAAACAUGUAAAAAAAUAUGAGUUUAGCAGAGUUGACAGCGACCAAGACGAGAAAAGCACACGCAGCUCUGCAAAAGACAACCACGACGACGAGUGAGUCGGAGUAGAAGGACCAGGAGUGGAGUAGCAGGAGCAGGAAGCCGGAGCAGCCAAUCAAGGGCGGGCGGAAAAAUCAAUCGUAGUGACAGGAGGCCAACUAACCCGCCGCCAUGGUGAUAGAGAAGAUCAUUGGCGACUUGGAGUCGAACAUGACGCUGGAGAACGAGGAGGCCAAGCGAAAACUAGUGGAGAUGCUUACGCAGAACAAGGAGCAGUGGUUGGUGCAGUUCAUGCUGGAUUACUUCUUCAAAACGGGAUCUCAGCGCAUUCUAGAGGUGCUGGUCAAGGCCCAGGCGCCACACGAUGGCUACAUCUUUGACCGGCUGGACGAUUGCCUUAAACAGUCGCAGCACAGGGUGCAGAGCCUUCAGGUGUUCUGCUUCAUAGUGCGCCAUCAUCCCACCUGGCUGUACAAGAUCGAGAAGCACCGGCUUAUCAAGAGCGUAUUUAAGCUGCUGACGCAUGAGAAGGAGAUAGUACCGCUAAUGAGCGCCCUGCUGUGCAUCAUCACCCUGCUGCCGAUUAUCCCGAACUCGGUGCCCAACUUCCUCAACGAUCUCUUUGAGGUAUUCGGGCAUUUGGCCUCUUGGAAGCUGCAGAACAGCAUAAAACUUCCGGACGAGAAGCUCGUUCACUUGCAGUUGGGCCUGCAGAUGCUGUUCCACCGCCUGUAUGGAAUGUAUCCUUGCAGCUUCAUGGCCUAUUUGGUGGAGUUCAUCAAGCGGGGCAAUGGUGGCGGCAUCUUUCAGCACACGAUUAAGCCGCUUUUGGACACGGUUAGAUUGCAUCCCAUGCUGUUGACGGCCACACCGGAAACGGAAGUGAACAACACGCGGUGGAAGGAGAUGGAGCCGCAUGACGUGGUCAUGGAGUGCGCCAACCUGUCGCUGCCUGUGCUUCUGCCCGAGACGCACAACGAGGACGGCAGCUGUGCGUACCCCAUGACCCCGGGCUACAGUCGCAUGACCUCGACUACUUCGAACACGGACUACAGCUAUCAACUGAGGGAUUUCCAGCACUCGAGGAGCGUCUACGCCCGCUUUGAUUCGAACGCCUCGGGCGGGGAACUCGGCCCAAUCUGGAGUCCGCACAAUGAGAUCGCCACCACCAGUAGCGCCAUUCCGCUGACGCCCACCACAUCGUUUAUUUUGCCGCUCCAGCCGGCAAUGAACUCGCAGCUAAUGGUGGGUAUGACCGGAUCCUCGCCGCCCGAAGCUGCUGUGGAGGCCACGCCGGAAACAACGCCGCUAAAGGAUAUGCGGGAAAUCAAACAGCCAGGCCGUGUGCUCAACUCUCAUGCGGUGAGGGCCAUCUUCGCGUCCAGUCAGCCUUCUUCUCCCAUGCGCAAGGACCAGCAGAGUCAGUUCAGUUUCCCGGAUGUCAGUCGAGAGGCCGAGGAGGGCAGUGCCACGUUUCUGGAGGUCACCAGGGUAACCACCUAUGACCGCCGCCUGCAGCAAGUCAUUCAGGACAGGCACAACGUGGAGAGAUCUGUAAAUCUAGCGGAAAUGAGCUCGGAGUUGUCUGUCGUCGGAAUUUCUGCAUAUCCAGGUCCCAAUCAGGAUGUAACAGCCGAUUGCGACCAAUGCAACGAGACGGACCGGAAUCCAUGCAGCGUCGGCGGACUUCACAUGCCCACCAGCCGAUCCAUGCACCAGUUGGCCAAGAAGCGCCGCAACCGCAUGGCCAGCUAUAGUGGCAAUGAUUCCUGUGCCUACAGCUCGAGCUCGGCGGCGAAGAAGGCCAGUUGGAGUGUGGAGCCGGAGAACCCGAUGCGACGGACCAAAUCCUGCUCAGCCUUGGCUGGACUGCAACAGCAGCAACUGGAGGAGAACGAUGACGAGGCCGAUUGUCCCGGCCAGAGGCAGAGAACGGAGAAUGGAACUACGCAAAAGACUGGCAGCCGCCUGCAGAGGAGCGGCCGGAUCCUGGCCAUUUCGGCGCCCAAGGAGCCGGUAAGAAGCUGCGCCCACGCCUCCACCCAGACGGUGGAAGGAUUGGAUAGUGCUCCGUCGCAGUACGAGAAUUGGCUGAUUGAACUUCUGCUGGAGUGCAAGGAGCAGCGGAACAACUAUGAGAGGAGCCUGCUGUACCCUCAGGAUAUCCUGGACGAGUACAUCAAGCACGCCAUCAAGGCCAACGACGCCUUCGACACCGAGCAGGGUCAGUUGAUGUGCCUGCAGCUGGAGUACGAGAGCUACCGAAGAUCCAUUCAUGCGGAGCGCAAUCGGAGGCUCAUGGGCAGGAGCAGGGACAAGCGUAGUCUGGAAAUGGAGCGGGAUCGACUGAGGGAACAGCUUAAGAACUUCGAUGCGAAGAACAAAGAUCUGGCCAACAAGAUGGACCAGGCCAUGCGGAUGGCUAACGAACAGCAGAAUGCCCACCAGGAGGAACUGAACGAGAUGAGGGCCAAGUACCAGCACGAGUUGGAGGAGAAGAAGUGCCUGCGGCAGGCAAAUGAUGACCUGCAGACGCGUCUCACCAGCGAGAUAGCGCGCCAUAAGGACAUGAACUAUGAGUUGGAGUCGCUUCGCGGUCAGGUUUUCAGUUUGGGAACCGAGCUGCAGCACACACAGCACCAGGCGGACAUGGGACAGCAGUGCAAGCAGGAGCUGGCUCGCCUGGAGGCCGAGUUCAUCAUUAUGGGCGAGGUGCAGGUGCGUUGUCGCGAUCGUCUGGCCGAGAUCGAUAACUUCAGAGCCCGCGACGAGGAGCUGCAGAUGCUGCAAGAAAGCAGUCAGCUUGAACUGAAGGAACUGAGGCACAGCCUGGACGAGAAGACAUCACAGCUGGAGAGCAUGAAGCACAAGAUCAGCGAACUGCAGGCCCAGCUGGUCAACAGCGAGAAGGCCAUGACCGAGCAGAAGCGACUGCUCAGCACGGUCAAGGAUGAGUACGAGGAGAAGUUCAAGUCGGUGAACAAGAAAUAUGACGUGCAGAAGAAGAUUAUCAUGCAGAUGGAAGAAAAGCUGAUGAUGAUGAUGCACCAGCCGCAGGGAAUAGCAGGACACAACACCUGCUCCCCGGACACGGACAGAACUGACAUUGCUUCAUCCAUCGAGCGCAACUCCCCGUUGUCCACCUCGUUGGCCUCCAGCGAGAGCCUUUCGGCCAGUCUGCGCUCCACAGAGCUAAAGAACCUGCAACAGCUGGUGGACACGCCCUCGGUUCCGGAGGUGCUAAGCAGCCUGGCAGCCGGAGCUCAGUUCGAGGACGGAGUACGUCUGCCGGCGGUCGACUUGGCCUCCUCGGCCAUCACCGCCAGUGUUAUCAACAUCGUGCCGCACGCUCUGGACCUGCCGUCCACAUCCGGCGGCAUCGGUCACACGCUCACCCACCCACAUCCGCAUCCGCACCUCCAUCUGCAGCAGCAGCAAUAUGAGCAACUGCAGCAACAGGAGCCGCUGACGCAGUUUGUAAAAAAGAACUAGCUUUCCUUCGCUAAACAAAUGUCUAAUUGGGAAAAAUCCACACAGAAAAUCAACAAAAAAAAAGUUAUUGGUUUUUUCAUAUUUUCAUAUUCAGUUCAAAACUGUAACUAAGGUUUAAUAAAUCGCUGACUCCACGCAAUAAUUAUAAAGGUUAUACAAAAUAUAAAUGUUUGAAAUUUUAACUUGUUUAGCACAUUGCAAUUUGUUGUAAAAAAAAGGUUUUUGAUACGAGGCAAUAAGUAAGGCGCGCAUUCAUAUUAUAAUAAAUAUUAAAUUAAGAUCAGCAAGCAUAAAA